Messenger RNA from Ochotona curzoniae (black-lipped pika), 3347 nucleotides. RefSeq names its product Tax1 binding protein 1 (gene TAX1BP1). Bases 127 to 2580 code for a protein of 817 amino acids. Gene Ontology annotation, biological process: negative regulation of apoptotic process. The record is from RefSeq and is a predicted model, not a curated record. The transcript has 18 exons. Lineage: Eukaryota; Metazoa; Chordata; Mammalia; Lagomorpha; Ochotonidae.
GGGAGGCGUAGCCGGUGUGGGGAAGGAGGCGGUGUUGGCGGAAGGGGUUCGGCGGCUGAUGGCGGCUCGGCUUCGGGAGCCUGUCUGACGUUCUCCCUCGGUGCGGAGGCCUGCGCCAGAGUCACAAUGACAUCCUUUCAAGAAGUCCCAUUGCAGACUUCCAACUUUGCACAUGUCAUCUUUCAAAAUGUGGCCAAGAGUUAUCUUCCUAAUGCACACCUGGAAUGUCAUUACACCUUAACUCCAUACAUCCAUCCACAUCCAAAAGAUUGGGUUGGUAUAUUCAAGGUUGGAUGGAGUACUGCUCGGGAUUAUUACACUUUUUUAUGGUCGCCUAUGCCUGAACAGUAUGUAGAAGGAUCAACAGUCAAUUGUGUACUAGCAUUUCAAGGGUAUUACCUUCCGAAUGACGACGGCGAAUUUUACCAGUUCUGUUAUGUUACCCAUAAGGGUGAAAUUCGUGGGGCUAGUACACCUUUCCAGUUCCGAGCUGCUUCCCCUGUUGAAGAGCUGCUUACUAUGGAAGAUGAAGGGAAUUCUGACAUGCUGGUGGUAACGACGAAAGCCGGCCUUCUGGAGUUGAAAAUUGAAAAAAUCAUGAAGGAAAAAGAAGAACUGUUAAAGUUAAUUGCUGUUUUGGAAAAAGAAACUGCACAACUUCGAGAACAGAUUGGAAGAACGGAAAAAGAACUUAACCAUGAGAAAGAAAGAUGUGAGCAGCUCCAGGCAGAGCAGCAGGGUUUUAUGGAAGUGUCACAAAGUUUAAAAUUGGAGAAUGAGGAGUUUAAGAAGAAAUACAGCGAUGCAAAAGCCAAAGCCCUCCAGCUUGAAGAAGACAUUGUGUCAGUGACACACAAAACAAUUGAGAAAGAAACCGAACUGGACAGUUUAAAGGACAAACUCAGGAAGGCACAGCAUGAAAGAGAACAACUUGAAAGUCAGUUGAAGACAGAAAAGGACGAGAAGGAACUUUAUAAGGUACAUCUGAAGAACACAGAAAUUGAAAAUACCAAGCUUGUGUCAGAGGUCCAGACUUUAAAGAAUUUAGAUGGGAACAAGGAAAGUGCUAUUACUCAUUUCAAAGAAGAAAUUGGAAGACUGCAGAUGUGUUUGGCUGAAAAGGAAAAUCUGCAAAGAACUUUCCUGCUAACAGCCUCAAAUAAGGAAGAUACAUUUCUCUUAAAAGAGCAACUUCGUAAAGCAGAAGAACAGGCUCAAGCAACUCGACAGGAGGUUGCCUUUUUGGCUAAAGAACUUAGUGAUGCUGUGAAUGUGCGAGAUAAAACCAUAGCAGAUCUACAUACUGCACGCUUGGAGAAUGAGAAAGUGAAACAGCGCUUAGCUGAUGCAAUGGCAGAACUUAAACUGAACGCAGUUAAAAAAGAUCAGGAAAAGAGUGACACAGUGGAACAUGAACUGAGAAGAGAAGUUGAAGAUCUGAAACUUCGUCUCCAAAUGGCUGCAGAUCAUUACAAAGAAAAAUUUAAGGAAUGUCAGAGGCUUCAAAAACAAAUAAACAAACUUUCAGACCAAUCAGCCAAUAAUAAUAAUAGCUUCACAAAGAAAAUGGGCAAUCAGCAGAAAGUGAACGAUGCUUCCAUCAACACUGAGACAGCCAGUGCUGCUGCCACUGCAGACGUAAACCCAGCCCUAGCUGCAGCAGAGGCAGAUUUUGAUGUGCUGACCAAGGGACAAGUCUGUGAAAUGAACAAAGAAAUUGCUGACAAAACAGAAAAAUACAAUAAAUGUAAACAACUCUUGCAGGAUGAGAAAACAAAAUGCAGUAAGUAUGCUGAUGAACUUGCGAAAAUGGAGCUGAAAUGGAAAGAACAAGUAAAAAUUGCUGAAAGUGUAAAAGUUGAACUGGCUGAAGUGAAGGACAAUUAUGAACUGCAGUUGGCUGAGAAAGAUAAGGAAAUAAAUACUCUGACUUCGUAUUUGGAAAACUUCUCCAGAGAAAAGGAAUUUAAAAGGAAGCUGGACAAUAAAACAGAAAGGAAAAUGGAAGGUCAGAAUUCUCAGAGUUCUGCGCGGGUUUCACAGUGUCUCCCCACAUCCUCAGAACAAAAUGGUCAUGUUCCUGCACUGUCCAGUGCACAGCCAGUUCUGCAGUAUGGUAACCCUUACAGCACCCAAGAAAUAAGAGAUGGAGCAGAUGGUGCUUUCUAUCCAGAGGAAAUCCAGAGGCCACCUGUGAGAGUCCCCGCGUGGGGCCUGGAGGACAGUGUGGUCUGUAGCCAGCCUGCUCGAAACCUGAGUCGGCCUGAUGGUUUAGAAGACCCCGAGGAUAGCAGAGAGGACGAGGCUAUGCCUAGUGCUCCCGACCCUUCAAGUCAGCGUGGACGCGGGCAUGGAACAGGCUUCUGCUUUGAUUCCAGCUUUGAUGUUCACAAGAAGUGCCCCCUCUGCGAGUUAAUGUUCCCUCCCAACUACGAUCAGAGCAAAUUUGAAGAACACGUUGAAAGCCACUGGAAAGUGUGUCCCAUGUGCAGCGAGCAGUUCCCGCCUGACUACGACCAGCAGGGCUUUGAAAGGCACGUCCAGACCCAUUUUGAUCAGAAUGUUCUGAAUUUUGACUAGGUACUUUUUGUUAUGAGUUAAUCACAUUUAGAAGUUAGAAGUAAAAAUCACCUCAAAUAAUAGACCACUAAGGAGAGCCCAAGGUAUCCCGUUCCUGUACCCUCUGCUUUCUGACCAAGAGCUACUUCCAGUUUGGUGAUACUAGAGGCAGGGGCAGUGUUUGGCUUACCAAUAAACCGAAUCUUAACCUCUGUUCUUCCUACCUGCUUAAGAAAAUAAGUUCUUGUGUGUUUAUAUAUUUAUUCUCCUGUUUGCAAAAUUGUAUGAAGAAAAUACAGGAAUUAUUUUAAUGUCAUUGCACUGAAAAAUGUUAUUAGUGUGCUAGAUUAUUUAGCAGAAUAUUUACAUGUUUCUGUUGACUUUGUUGAUUGAGCAUGACUACUAAAUAUGUAAUAAAGAGCAUUGAUAAGCUUUACAAAGUAGUCCUUUGAAUGCUAUGAAAUGAUAGUUUUAAGUGAAGCUACAUGUUCUGUGAGAUCACAUACUUGCAAAUAAAUCUUUUUAGAAAUGUCAGUUUCAGGCAUUACUGGAAAGCAUAUUUUACUAACUUUAUGGCAGAUGACCUGAGUGAUUAUUUUUAAGCAAGCUUAAAGUUGUAUUUCUACCUAACAGGAUAAUGGAACAAGAUGUGUAAGUACAAUUAUUUUCAUAUUACACAACAUUGGUGUUGGUGGCACAAACAUCACAAUGUGUAUUUUCACUUUUUUCUGGUGAGAAUAUAUGUUUGAAAUAGUAUUUAGAAAAUAAUUAAAACCAUAAUGGAUAAA